Caenorhabditis remanei is the source of this 1161-nucleotide messenger RNA. RefSeq lists its product as uncharacterized. Gene Ontology annotation, biological process: pyrimidine nucleotide-sugar transmembrane transport. Gene Ontology annotation, molecular function: UDP-galactose transmembrane transporter activity. The transcript has 8 exons. Gene Ontology annotation, cellular component: Golgi membrane. Bases 1 to 1161 code for a protein of 386 amino acids. The record is from RefSeq and is a predicted model, not a curated record. NCBI's taxonomy places the organism in Eukaryota, Metazoa, Nematoda, Chromadorea, Rhabditida, Rhabditidae.
AUGGCUCCUAGUAAAGGAGAUACCAUAAAAUAUACAUCACUGAUAGUUCUGGUAGUCCAGAACUGCUCACUGGUGCUUUUCAUGCGAUAUGCGAUGACCAAGGACAGAGCGAAGUUCUUGAAGACUAUCACAGUCUUCUUCGGAGAAAUUUUCAAAUGCACAGUGAGUCUUCUGCUGGCGUGUGUGGAGGAGAAGAGUCUUGUCAAAGGCCUGAAACGUAUCCAUCACGAAUUCUUCGUCAACUGGAAAGACACUUUGAAAGUAUUAGUGCCAGCUGCGAUAUAUACCGUCCAAAACUUCCUUCUCUACGUGGCAGUCGACAAUCUUCCAGCUGCCACUUACAUGGUCACAUAUCAGUUGAAAAUUUUAACGACAGCUGGAUUCACUGUCCUUGUUCUUAAGCGUCGUCUGUCAGUUCAACAAUGGAUUUCUUUAUUAGUUCUCUUCGCUGGAGUCGUUGUUGUUCAAUAUGAUCAAAAGAUGUCGAAUGAGCGCGAGGCUGCUGCUCGUGCCAAUAUCUCCACCACCGUUGCUCCAUCCACAGUACCUCCGUUCUCAAACUUAACUUCCACUCUGGCGACUGUUGUCACAACAGCUUCAACUCCCGGUAUAACAGAAAAUUCCAUCCUGGGAUUCAUUGCCGUUCUCAUAGCAUGUGUGCUCUCUGGGUUCGCUGGAAUAUACUUCGAGAAGAUUCUGAAAGGUUCAAACGUGUCUAUCUGGAUCAGAAACAUACAACUUGCUCUUCCAUCCAUUUUCUUCGCAUUUUUGUUCGCAUCGGUCAAAGACAAUUCCAGUCUUUAUGCUGAUGGAGUGAAUCCAGUGAGCAUUUGGGAUAACAUGUUGCAAGGAUUCGAUUGGGCUGUGUGGGUUACUGUCGCUGUCAAUGCAUUCGGAGGACUCGUCGUAGCUGUCGUGAUUAAAUACGCCGAUAACAUAUUGAAAGCGUUUGCAACAUCCCUCGCCAUUGUUCUCAAUUGUAUCGCUGCUUACUUCUUAUUCAAUUUCCGUCCAACUAUCCUUUUCCUUGUCGGAGCAUCUGGAGUUAUUGCAGCUGUUUUCGCGUACAGUCUUUAUCCAUACAAAGCUUCUCAUCAAGCGUUACCAACGGAUGCACCCAAAGAGACUGAACUUCAGCCACUGGAAACCAACAAAGCAUGA